Molecule: messenger RNA, 820 nt
Organism: Triticum urartu
Lineage: Eukaryota; Viridiplantae; Streptophyta; Magnoliopsida; Poales; Poaceae
Source: RefSeq, a predicted model, not a curated record
ACAAAACCCAACCCUGUACCUUCUCUUCAACUCCUAUUGACACACGAACACACAUAGCAGGAAAAGAUAGAACACCAUGAGCUGCACCCGGAUCAGUGGUGCAGUCCUCGUUUUUGCCUUGCUCUUCGCCUCGUUAUUGCUCACGCUCUACCUUCCCGCUGCUUGUGCUCGCCAUGUGGUGCUGCUAGAGGCCCAAGAUGGCCUGAACAUCGGAGGAGGCCGGCAGCAGGUGGUUGGUGAUGACGCAGGAAAGGCCGUCCCCGUCUCGAACGCCGGCGGCUCACGGCCAGUGAGGACGGUGGAGUUGCCCGCGGCGAGGAGGCACCGGGUGGACGCGGCGGACGAGUUGCACGACAUGCUGAGGAGGGACUACGCGUGGAGGGCGAGGCGCCGCAAGCCCAUUCACAACGACGAGCCUCGCGACGACGAGCCCUAAGUCCGUCAGACCUUCCCCGCAGCGCAGCUAGGUAGAAUACAUAGUUACAAGAAGCUUAGCUUAGCCAGAGCCGCUCUCUGUUCUACUACUGCUACUACUACAACUAGUCAGCUAGAUUUGCAGGCUUGCAGGAUACCCAAAUACUCCCUUUGUCCCAUAAUAUAAGAACGUCAAGUUGGUACUACAGUGUAUCAUUAGCUGGUCAGCCUUAAUCUGGCAUCCAAGAUGGACAUCAGGUUUAGCCCUGUUUUCUGCAAGGACUACUGGCAGGAGUUCGUGCGGAAAAAGGGGCAGUUUUGUGCCGGAUGUGCAGGCUUGGGGGGUAUGCUAUAUCUACAUGUAAUGUCCUAUAUGUCCACCGGUAAUCAGGUUUGCAGAAUAUCA